This is a messenger RNA of Oryza sativa Japonica Group (Japanese rice), 4072 nucleotides long. RefSeq names its product receptor-like protein 7. Gene Ontology annotation, molecular function: protein binding. The record is from RefSeq and is a predicted model, not a curated record. Lineage: Eukaryota; Viridiplantae; Streptophyta; Magnoliopsida; Poales; Poaceae.
GUUUAAAGAAAAAGUUGGGAACUAAACCAAGCCUUGGUAAGGAAUCAUAUACGUGUGGACAUAGCCUCACAUGUUAGCUUGUGGCAUUGAAGACAGACUCAAACACCAUCACUAGCAUUAUACUCAGUAUAAAGUAGUAUAGAGUCUAGAUAUAGUUUUUUUUUCAUACCAAAGAAAGUGGUAACUCUUUUGAUGAGAAAGGAUUCCUUUCAAAAAGAGAUUUAUUUUAUUUUUGAAAACCAGCUUGGGGUUCUUCUCACUGUAGAUUGUGGUAAUGUAUACAUGCGCGCCAACUUGGGGAUUCGAUGGUUUUCUCAAAGGUCGUCAGAACUAGCGCAAGUACCAUUCAAAGAAAAAAUAUUCUACAUUUAGCCCUUGUUUAGUUCCAAACUUUUUCUUCAAACUUCCAACUUUUCCAUCACAUCAAAACUUUUCUACACACAAACUUUCAACUUUUUCGUCAGAUCGUUCCAAUUUCAACCAAACUUCUAAUUAGUUCAUGAACUAAACACACCCUUAUACAUGUGUAACAUGUCCAAUUUGCGGGUCUUCUCAAAGGUCGUCAGAACUGGAGCAAUUACUAUACAUGUGUGCCAACUUGGGGGGUAUUCUGCAGUUAUCAUGUACUACACGUCUUCCAUUCCCACUACAAUGUUUAGGCAACAGCCAGCAGCCCUUUCAACCAAUGAUACAUGACCCCAGUCCUUCUGACAGUCGUCUAAAAUUCAAGAAAUCUACCACCCUCUACUGAUUUCACCGUGUCGUGUCUUUUUAAGUGGAUAAAGCACAGCACUUGCGAAAAUACCUUCACCACCAUGUCGUCGUUCUCCAAGAGAGUCCCUCACCAUGUGGCAUCACUCCUAGCAAUGAUGCUCAUCCUCCAGCUAGUCCAGGCCACCACGCUCGACGACCUUACGACGACCUCCUCCGAAACGACGCCGGCAAUGUGCCUUCCAGACCAGGCUUCCGCGCUGCUCCGGCUGAAGCACUCCUUCAACGCGACGGCCGGCGACUACUCCACCACCUUUCGAUCAUGGGUCCCUGGUGCAGACUGCUGUCGCUGGGAGGGCGUCCACUGCGACGGCGCCGAUGGCCGUGUCACCUCACUCGACUUGGGAGGCCACAACCUGCAAGCCGGCGGCCUCGACCAUGCACUGUUCAGGUUAACCUCACUCAAGCACCUCAACCUCUCUGGUAACAUCUUCACCAUGUCCCAGCUCCCGGCCACUGGAUUCGAGCAGCUCACCGAGCUCACACACCUUGACCUCUCGGACACCAACAUCGCCGGCAAGGUGCCGGCUGGCAUUGGGCGCCUCGUGAGCCUGGUCUACCUCGACCUCUCCACGAGCUUCGUCAUCGUGUCUUACGAUGACGAAAACAGCAUCACACAGUACGCUGUAGACUCCAUUGGGCAGCUCUCAGCACCAAACAUGGAGACCUUGCUCACAAACCUCACUAACCUGGAGGAGCUCCAUAUGGGAAUGGUGGAUAUGUCCAAUAAUGGCGAAUUGUGGUGUGACCACAUAGCCAAGUACACACCUAAGCUUCAAGUUCUUAGUUUACCUUACUGCUCACUGUCAGGUCCCGUAUGCGCAUCAUUUGCUGCCAUGCGAUCGCUCACCACGAUCGAGCUUCAUUACAAUUUAUUGUCAGGUUCAGUGCCAGAGUUCUUGGCUGGCUUUUCCAACCUCACUGUUCUUCAGCUAUCCACAAACAAGUUUCAAGGAUGGUUUCCUCCCAUCAUCUUCCAGCACAAGAAGUUGAGAACAAUUGAUCUUUCUAAGAAUCCUGGCAUAUCUGGUAAUCUGCCAAAUUUCUCACAGGACAGUAGCUUGGAGAAUUUGUCCGUCAGUAGAACAAACUUCACAGGUAUGAUUCCGAGCUCCAUCAGCAAUCUCAGAUCUCUGAAGAAGUUGGGCAUUGGUGCAAGUGGUUUCUCUGGAACACUGCCCUCUUCGUUAGGUAGCUUCCUAUACUUGGAUUUGCUAGAAGUGUCUGGGUUCCAGAUAGUAGGAUCCAUGCCGUCAUGGAUAUCCAACCUAACUUCUCUUACUGUUCUCCAGUUCUCCAACUGCGGAUUGUCUGGACAUGUACCUUCUUCAAUAGGAAACUUAAGGGAAUUGAUUAAGUUAGCACUGUACAACUGCAAGUUUUCAGGGAAGGUGCCUCCGCAGAUCUUAAAUUUGACUCAUUUGGAAACUCUCGUGCUCCAUUCGAACAAUUUUGACGGCACAAUAGAACUCACCUCAUUCUCAAAACUGAAAAACCUAUCCGUCCUGAAUCUCUCAAACAAUAAACUAGUAGUGGUAGAUGGAGAAAAUAUUUCAUCACUGGUGUCAUUCCCCAAUUUGGAGUUCUUAAGUUUAGCAUCUUGCAGCAUGUCUACUUUUCCCAAUAUCUUGAAGCAUCUCGAUAAGAUGUUUAGUCUUGACAUUUCACAUAACCAGAUCCAAGGAGCUAUACCACAGUGGGCAUGGAAGACAUGGAAAGGCUUGCAAUUUCUCCUCUUGAACAUGUCGCACAAUAACUUUACAAGUCUUGGAUCUGAUCCUUUGCUUCCUCUUCAUAUAGAAUUCCUUGACCUCAGUUUCAACAGUAUUGAAGGGCCCAUACCGAUACCACAAGAAGGUAGCAGCACAUUAGAUUACUCGAGCAACCAAUUCUCAUCUAUUCCUCUUCAUUACUUAACUUACCUUGGGGAAACUCUCACUUUCAAGGCCUCCAGAAACAAACUCUCUGGAGAUAUUCCACCAUCAAUAUGUACCGCUGCUACGAAUUUGCAACUCUUUGAUCUCUCUUACAAUAACUUGAGUGGUUCGAUCCCAUCCUGCUUAAUGGAGGAUGCCAUUGAAUUACAAGUAUUAAGUCUAAAAGAAAAUAAACUUGUUGGAAAUUUACCUGAUAGCAUCAAGGAAGGCUGUUCACUUGAGGCAAUAGAUUUAAGUGGCAAUUUGAUUGACGGAAAGAUACCCAGAUCUCUAGUUUCUUGCAGGAACUUGGAGAUCCUUGACGUUGGAAACAAUCAGAUUAGUGACUCCUUUCCAUGUUGGAUGAGUAAACUUCGUAAACUUCAAGUCCUUGUCCUCAAGUCUAACAAGUUCACUGGACAAGUAAUGGAUCCUUCAUAUACAGUUGACAGGAACAGCUGUGCAUUUACGCAGCUCAGAAUUGCUGACAUGGCCUCAAACAACUUCAAUGGAACAUUGCCAGAAGCAUGGUUUAAGAUGCUCAAGUCCAUGAUUGCCAUGACUCAAAAUGAUACACUAGUCAUGGAAAAUAAAUAUUACCAUGGGCAAACAUACCAGUUUACUGCCUCAGUUACAUACAAAGGGAGUGACACGACAAUUUCCAAGAUAUUGAGGACCCUUAUGCUGAUUGAUUUCUCAAAUAAUGCAUUCCAUGGUACCAUUCCUGAGACUGUCGGGGGGCUUGUACUGCUUCACGGGCUCAACAUGUCUCACAAUGCCCUUACAGGAUCAAUUCCAACUCAGUUUGGCAGGUUGAAUCAACUUGAGUCAUUGGACCUCUCCUCGAAUGAGCUCACUGGGGGGAUCCCCAAGGAGCUAGCAUCACUCAACUUCCUUUCAACACUGAAUUUGUCCUACAACAUGUUGGUUGGAAGAAUACCAAACUCAUAUCAGUUUUCCACCUUUUCCAACAAUUCUUUUCUUGGAAACAUUGGUUUGUGUGGACCACCGUUAUCCAAACAAUGUGACAACCCAAAAGAGCCCAUUGUUAUGACAUACACUUCGGAGAAAUCCACAGAUGUUGUACUAGUCCUCUUCACUGCAUUGGGAUUUGGUGUUUCCUAUGCAAUGACAAUCCUAAUUUUAUGGGGAAGGUGCAUGAGAAAGCAACGCUGAGAGUACUUUGUGUAUGUCAGUAUGUAUACAACUCCAGCAGUGUUGAGAGAGGCCAACAUUUUGUAAAUUGUGCUUUAAUGCAGGCUCAAUGGUAUGUAAUAAAAUGAGCUCGCAUUUAUCACGUGGUAGCUAGUCCACUAGGUUCUUGUAAUCAUGUGCUGCUGGACAAGUUGGACACGUCUAUGGUAUAUGUUGAUCAAGUACUUUAA